Callithrix jacchus (white-tufted-ear marmoset) is the source of this 10885-nucleotide messenger RNA. RefSeq names its product ubiquitin specific peptidase 24 (gene USP24). The record is from RefSeq and is a predicted model, not a curated record. Gene Ontology annotation, cellular component: nucleus; cytosol. Gene Ontology annotation, biological process: protein deubiquitination. NCBI's taxonomy places the organism in Eukaryota, Metazoa, Chordata, Mammalia, Primates, Cebidae. Gene Ontology annotation, molecular function: cysteine-type deubiquitinase activity; protein binding.
CCGGGGAGGAGGAGGCGGAGGGGGAGGAGGCCAACAUGGCGGCGCGCAGGGCUGGGCCGGGCCGCAGCCGCGCCUGAGCGCCCCACCGCCCUAGCUCGGCUCGCGGCACCCACGCCGGCACCUAGCCUGGCCCGGCGGCUGCGGAGCACGCGGGGCAGGAGCGCAGAGGCCCACCUGGACGCGGAGGCUGCGCCGCGCGGCCCGCCAGGCCCGGGACCCGGAGCUUCGCCGUGCGCCGGCCGGGGCGGCCCGGAGGCCCAAGCCAUGGAAUCGGAGGAGGAGCAGCACAUGACCACGCUGCUGUGCAUGGGCUUCUCGGACCCCGCCACCAUCCGCAAGGCCCUGCGCCUGGCCAAGAACGACAUCAACGAGGCCGUGGCGCUGCUCACCAACGAGCGGCCGGGCCUCGACUACGGCGGCUACGAGCCCAUGGACAGCGGCGGCGGCCCCAGCCCCGGGCCCGGCGGGCUCCCGCGGGGCGACGGCGGAGGUGACGGCGGCGGCGGCGGCCCCUCCCGCGGUGGAAGCACUGGCGGCGGGGGCGGCUUCGACCCCCCGCCCGCCUACCACGAGGUGGUGGACGCGGAGAAGAAUGAUGAAAAUGGAAACUGCUCAGGGGAAGGAAUUGAAUUCCCUACAACAAAUUUAUAUGAACUGGAAAGCCGUGUUUUGACUGAUCAUUGGUCCAUCCCUUACAAGCGAGAAGAAUCACUAGGCAAGUGCCUGUUGGCAUCUACCUACCUAGCAAGACUUGGUCUUUCUGAGUCUGAUGAGAAUUGUAAAAGAUUUAUGGAUAGGUGUAUGCCUGAAGCAUUUAAAAAGCUCCUGACGUCAAGUGCUGUUCACAAGUGGGGUACUGAAAUUCAUGAAGGAAUCUACAACAUGUUAAUGCUAUUAAUAGAGCUGGUUGCAGAGAGAAUAAAACAAGAUCCAAUUCCCAUUGGUCUCCUGGGUGUGCUUACAAUGGCUUUCAAUCCUGAUAAUGAAUACCAUUUUAAAAACAGAAUGAAAGCGUCUCAAAGGAAUUGGGCAGAAGUGUUUGGAGAGGGAAAUAUGUUUGCUGUUUCACCUGUAUCGACUUUCCAAAAGGAGCCUCAUGGAUGGGUUGUGGAUUUGGUGAAUAAGUUUGGAGAAUUAGGUGGAUUUGCAGCAAUCCAAGCCAAGCUCCAUUCAGAAGAUAUAGAACUUGGGGCUGUCUCAGCAUUGAUUCAACCCUUAGGAGUGUGUGCAGAGUACCUCAAUUCCUCUGUGGUACAGCCCAUGCUAGACCCAGUCAUUCUUACCACAAUCCAGGAUGUACGGAGCGUAGAAGAGAAAGACCUCAAAGACAAGAGAUUGGUUAGCAUCCCUGAGCUGUUGUCUGCCAUUAAGUUACUUUGCAUGCGCUUCCAACCGGAUCUGGUGACAAUUGUGGAUGACCUUCGACUAGACAUUCUACUGCGCAUGCUGAAAUCACCACAUUUUAGUGCUAAAAUGAAUUCUCUCAAAGAAGUAACCAAACUAAUAGAAGAUAGCACUUUAUCCAAAUCCGUGAAGAAUGCUAUAGAUACAGACAGAUUAUUAGAUUGGCUAGUUGAAAACUCGGUUCUGUCAAUUGCACUGGAAGGCAACAUAGACCAAGCACAAUACUGUGACCGUAUAAAGGGAAUUAUUGAACUCUUGGGCAGUAAAUUAUCGUUAGAGGAGCUCACUAAAAUUUGGAAGAUACAGUCAGGACAAUCAUCUACUGUGAUUGAGAACAUUCAUACUAUUAUUGCUGCAGCGGCUGUGAAAUUUAAUUCAGAUCAGCUUAAUCAUUUGUUUGUUCUCAUUCAGAAGAGCUGGGAGACUGAGAGUGAUAGAGUAAGACAGAAGCUAUUGAGCCUGAUUGGACGAAUAGGCCGGGAAGCUCGCUUUGAGACCACUUCUGGAAAGGUAUUAGACGUACUCUGGGAACUGGCUCACCUUCCAACCCUGCCCAGUAGCCUUAUUCAGCAGGCCUUGGAGGAGCACCUGACAAUCCUUAGUGAUGCGUAUGCAGUGAAAGAAGCAGUCAAGAGGAGCUACAUCAUCAAGUGCAUAGAAGAUAUUAAGAGGCCUGGAGAAUGGUCAGGUUUGGAAAAAAACAAGAAGGAUGGAUUCAAGUCAUCUCAGCUUAAUAAUCCCCAGUUUGUAUGGGUGGUACCAGCUUUGCGUCAGCUCCAUGAAAUUACUCGCUCAUUCAUAAAACAAACUUAUCAAAAGCAAGACAAGAGCAUCAUUCAAGACUUGAAGAAAAAUUUUGAAAUAGUGAAAUUGGUAACUGGAAGUUUGAUUGCUUGUCAUCGGCUUGCAGCUGCUGUGGCUGGGCCGGGAGGCUUAAGUGGCUCGACGCUAGUGGACGGCCGGUACACUUACCGGGAGUAUUUAGAGGCACAUCUAAAAUUUCUGGCGUUUUUCUUGCAAGAAGCCACUCUGUAUCUGGGUUGGAAUCGUGCCAGGGAGAUCUGGGAGUGUCUUGUGACUGGCCAGGAUGUUUGUGAAUUAGAUAGGGAGAUGUGUUUUGAAUGGUUUACAAAAGGGCAGCAUGAUCUUGAGAGUGAUGUUCAGCAGCAGCUCUUCAAGGAGAAAAUUCUUAAAUUGGAGUCAUAUGAAAUCACUAUGAAUGGUUUUAACUUAUUUAAGACUUUUUUUGAAAAUGUGAAUCUUUGUGAUCAUCGAUUGAAAAGACAAGGAGCUCAGUUGUAUGUAGAAAAGCUGGAAUUGAUAGGAAUGGAUUUCAUUUGGAAAAUAGCCAUGGAAUCACCUGAUGAAGAAAUUGCUAAUGAAGCUAUUCAGCUAAUCAUAAACUAUAGUUAUAUUAAUCUAAAUCCUAGAUUAAAGAAGGAUUCAGUAUCUUUACAUAAGAAAUUUAUUGCUGAUUGCUACACAAGAUUAGAGGCAGCCAGUUCAGCACUUGGUGGUCCCACUCUAACACAUGCUGUGACCAGAGCAACAAAAAUGCUUACAGCAACUGCCAUGCCAACUGUAGCAACCUCAGUUCAGUCUCCAUAUAGAUCCACUAAACUUGUAAUAAUUGAGAGAUUGCUGCUUCUGGCAGAGCGCUAUGUGAUCACUAUAGAGGAUUUUUACUCUGUUCCACGAACUAUUCUACCUCAUGGUGCCUCAUUUCAUGGACAUCUUUUAACUCUUAAUAUUACCUAUGAGUCUACCAAAGAUACCUUCACUGUCGAGGCUCACAGUAAUGAAACCAUAGGGAGUGUCCGGUGGAAAAUAGCCAAGCAGUUGUGCUCUCCUGUGGAUAAUAUACAGAUAUUUACAAAUGAUAGCCUGCUGACAGUGAAUAAAGAUCAAAAGCUACUCCACCAACUGGGAUUUUCUGAUGAACAAAUUCUUACAGUGAAGACUUCUGGCAGCGGGACCCCAUCUGGGAGCUCAGCAGAUUCUUCAACCAGCUCCAGCAGCAGCAGUAGUGGGGCCUUUAGUUCUUCAUAUGCCAUGGAGCAGGAGAAAUCCCUCCCUGGUGUAGUGAUGGCUCUCGUAUGUAACGUAUUCGACAUGCUUUAUCAGCUCGCUAAUCUGGAAGAGCCAAGGAUAACUCUGCGAGUACGGAAGCUCCUGCUCUUGAUACCCACUGAUCCAGCCAUUCAGGAAGCCCUUGAUCAGCUUGAUUCUUUAGGAAGAAAGAAAACAUUGUUGUCUGAAUCAAGUUCUCAGUCCUCAAAAUCUCCAUCCCUGUCGUCAAAGCAACAGCAUCAGCCAAGUGCCAGUUCAAUUUUAGAAAGUCUGUUUCGAUCUUUUGCCCCGGGAAUGUCUACCUUCAGAGUGCUCUACAACUUAGAAGUUCUAAGCUCCAAACUCAUGCCAACAGCUGAUGAUGACAUGGCCAGAAGCUGUGCCAAAUCCUUCUGUGAAAACUUCCUCAAAGCUGGCGGUUUGAGUUUGGUUGUAAAUGUUAUGCAGAGAGAUUCCAUCCCAUCAGAAGUAGACUAUGAAACAAGACAGGGUGUUUAUUCCAUCUGUCUACAGCUUGCAAGAUUUUUACUUGUUGGACAAACAAUGCCCACAUUAUUAGACGAAGACCUCACCAAAGAUGGCAUAGAAGCACUUUCUUCCCGCCCAUUCCGGAAUGUCAGCCGGCAGACAAGCAGACAGAUGUCCUUAUGCGGUACCCCAGAAAAGUCAUCCUACCGACAGUUGUCAGUGUCUGAUAGGUCUUCUAUUAGGGUUGAGGAAAUCAUCCCUGCUGCUCGAGUUGCAAUACAGACGAUGGAAGUAAGCGAUUUCACUUCUACUGUGGCUUGUUUCAUGAGAUUGUCAUGGGCUGCAGCUGCUGGACGGCUUGAUCUUGUUGGGAGUAGCCAGCCAAUUAAAGAAAGUAAUUCUCUGUGUCCUGCUGGAAUUCGAAACAGACUCAGCAGUUCAGGAAGCAAUUGCAGCUCUGGAAGUGAAGGAGAACCAGUAGCCCUGCAUGCAGGAAUCUGUGUUCGACAACAGUCUGUAUCCACCAAAGACUCACUGAUUGCCGGAGAGGCUUUGUCUCUUCUUGUUACGUGCCUACAGCUUCGGAGCCAGCAACUGGCAUCUUUCUAUAACUUGCCCUGUGUUGCUGAUUUCAUCAUUGAUAUUCUGCUCGGAUCACCAAGUUCUGAGAUUCGCCGGGUUGCCUGUGAUCAGCUGUACACUCUUAGUCAGACAGACACAUCAGCGCAUCCAGAUGUGCAGAAGCCAAAUCAGUUUCUUCUAGGUGUCAUCCUCACUGCUCAGCUGCCUCUCUGGUCUCCAACUAGUAUUAUGAGAGGAGUCAAUCAGAGACUGUUAUCUCAGUGCAUGGAGUAUUUUGAUUUGAGAUGCCAAUUAUUAGAUGAUCUGACAACUUCGGAAAUGGAGCAGUUAAGGAUCAGCCCCGCUACCAUGCUUGAAGAUGAGAUUACUUGGCUGGAUAACUUUGAACCUAAUCGCACAGCUGAAUGUGAGACCAGUGAGGCGGACAACAUCUUACUGGCAGGGCACUUACGCCUCAUCAAGACUCUUCUUUCACUCUGUGGGGCAGAAAAGGAAAUGCUUGGUUCAUCACUCAUUAAACCCUUGUUAGAUGACUUCCUUUUCCGAGCUUCUAGAAUUAUUUUAAAUAGUCAUUCUCCAGCUGGCAGUGCCGCCAUCAGUCAACAGGACUUUCAUCCAAAGUGUAGUACAGCGAAUAGCCGAUUGGCAGCCUACGAAGUUCUUGUAAUGUUGGCUGAUAGUUCACCUUCAAAUCUUCAAAUUAUUAUAAAAGAACUGCUUUCUAUGCAUCACCAACCUGACCCUGCUCUUACCAAGGAGUUUGAUUACCUUCCCCCGGUGGAUAGCAGGUCCAGUUCAGGGUUUGUGGGGCUGAGGAAUGGUGGUGCAACUUGUUACAUGAAUGCAGUCUUCCAGCAGCUGUAUAUGCAACCUGGGCUCCCUGAGUCAUUACUUUCGGUAGAUGAUGACACAGACAAUCCAGAUGACAGCGUGUUUUAUCAAGUGCAGUCUCUCUUUGGGCAUUUAAUGGAAAGCAAGCUGCAGUAUUAUGUACCUGAGAAUUUUUGGAAGAUAUUCAAGAUGUGGAAUAAAGAACUUUAUGUGAGAGAACAGCAGGAUGCAUAUGAAUUCUUUACUAGUCUCAUUGAUCAGAUGGAUGAAUAUCUCAAGAAAAUGGGAAGAGACCAAAUUUUUAAGAAUACAUUUCAGGGCAUCUACUCUGAUCAGAAGAUCUGUAAAGACUGUCCUCACAGGUAUGAGCGUGAAGAAGCUUUCAUGGCUCUCAAUCUAGGAGUGACUUCUUGUCAGAGUUUGGAAAUUUCUUUGGACCAAUUUGUCAGAGGAGAAGUUCUAGAGGGAAGUAAUGCGUACUACUGUGAAAAGUGUAAAGAAAAGAGAAUAACAGUGAAAAGAACCUGCAUUAAAUCUUUACCUAGCGUCUUGGUAAUUCACCUAAUGAGAUUUGGAUUUGACUGGGAAAGUGGACGCUCCAUUAAAUAUGAUGAACAAAUAAGGUUUCCCUGGAUGCUAAACAUGGAGCCUUACACAGUUUCAGGAAUGGCUCGCCAGGAUUCCUCUUCUGAAGUCGGGGAAAAUGGGCGAAGUAUGGAUCAGGGAGGUGGAGGAUCCCCACGAAAAAAGGUUGCCCUCACAGAAAACUACGAACUUGUCGGCGUCAUUGUACACAGUGGGCAGGCACAUGCAGGCCACUACUAUUCCUUCAUUAAGGACAGGCGAGGGUGUGGAAAAGGAAAGUGGUAUAAAUUUAAUGACACAGUUAUAGAAGAAUUUGACCUAAAUGAUGAGACCCUGGAGUAUGAAUGCUUUGGAGGAGAAUAUAGACCAAAAGUUUAUGAUCAAACAAACCCAUACACUGAUGUACGCCGAAGAUACUGGAAUGCCUAUAUGCUUUUCUACCAAAGGGUGUCUGAUCAGAACUCCCCAGUAUUACCAAAGAAAAGUCGAGUCAGCGUUGUACGGCAGGAAGCUGAGGAUCUCUCUCUGUCAGCUCCAUCUUCACCAGAAAUUUCACCUCAGUCAUCUCCUCGGCUUCAUAGGCCUAACAAUGACCGGCUGUCUAUUCUUACCAAGCUGGUUAAAAAAGGCGAGAAGAAAGGACUGUUUGUGGAGAAAAUGCCUGCACGAAUAUACCAGAUGGUGAGAGAUGAGAACCUCAAGUUUAUGAAGAAUAGAGAUGUGUACAGCAGUGAUUAUUUCAGUUUUGUUUUGUCUUUAGCUUCGUUGAAUGCUACUAAAUUAAAGCAUCCAUAUUAUCCUUGCAUGGCGAAGGUGAGCUUACAGCUUGCUAUUCAAUUCCUUUUUCAAACUUAUUUACGGACAAAGAAGAAACUCAGGGUUGAUACUGAAGAAUGGAUUGCUACCAUUGAAGCAUUGCUUUCAAAAAGUUUUGAUGCUUGUCAGUGGUUAGUUGAAUAUUUUAUUAGUUCUGAAGGACGAGAAUUGAUAAAGAUUUUCUUACUGGAGUGCAGUGUGAGAGAAGUACGAGUUGCUGUGGCCACCAUUCUGGAGAAAACCCUAGACAGUGCCUUGUUUUAUCAGGAUAAGUUAAAAAGCCUUCAUCAGUUGCUGGAGGUACUACUUGCUCUGCUGGAUAAAGACGUUCCGGAAAAUUGUAAAAACUGUGCUCAGUACUUUUUCCUGUUCAACACUUUUGUACAAAAGCAAGGUAUCAGGGCUGGAGAUCUUCUUCUGAGGCAUUCAGCUCUGAGGCACAUGGUCAGCUUUCUCCUAGGGGCCAGUCGGCAAAACAAUCAGAUACGUCGAUGGAGUUCAGCACAAGCACGAGAAUUUGGGAAUCUUCACAAUACAGUGGCACUACUUGUUUUGCAUUCAGAUGUCUCAUCCCAAAGGAAUGUUGCUCCUGGCGUAUUUAAGCAACGACCACCCAUUAGCAUUGCUCCCUCAAGCCCUCUGCUGCCCCUCCAUGAGGAGGUAGAAGCCUUGUUGUUCAUGUCUGAAGGGAAACCUUACCUGUUAGAGGUCAUGUUUGCUUUGCGGGAGCUGACGGGUUCGCUCUUGGCGCUCAUUGAGAUGGUGGUGUACUGCUGUUUCUGUAAUGAGCAUUUUUCCUUCACAAUGCUGCAUUUCAUUAAGAACCAACUAGAAACGGCUCCACCCCAUGAGUUAAAGAAUACGUUCCAACUACUUCAUGAAAUAUUGGUUAUUGAAGAUCCCAUACAAGUAGAGCGAGUCAAAUUUGUGUUUGAGACAGAAAAUGGAUUACUAGCUUUGAUGCACCACAGUAAUCAUGUGGACAGCAGUCGCUGCUACCAGUGUGUUAAAUUUCUCGUCACUCUUGCUCAAAAGUGUCCUGCAGCUAAGGAGUACUUCAAGGAGAAUUCCCACCACUGGAGCUGGGCUGUGCAGUGGCUACAGAAGAAGAUGUCAGAACAUUAUUGGACACCACAGAGUAAUGUCUCUAAUGAAACAUCAACUGGAAAAACCUUUCAGCGAACCAUUUCAGCUCAGGACACAUUAGCGUAUGCCACAGCUUUGUUGAAUGAAAAAGAGCAAUCAGGAAGCAGUAAUGGGUCAGAGAGCAGUCCUGCCAAUGAGAACGGAGACAGGCAUCUGCAGCAGUUUAGGUCGUCACUUCCAGACUGUCCUUGCUCCUUCCCACCCCUGCUUGAUGAGUCCCACAGCACACGGGUUCAGAAUCGCCCAUGAUGAUAGGCGAGUUGAGAAGUGACCUUGAGGACGUUGAUCCCUAGAGGCACAUGUCCAGUCUGAGAAGAGUCAAGUCACGAUACUGGAUGCUCAGCACCUUCUUGGAGUCAGAAUUUCAUCCUUGAACCCUUUGGAAGAGCCUGCAGAUUGGACUGGGAAAGCUGCUGUGACUUCAGCAGAUCGCAUAUUUCUCAAGGAAAGCGUUUUUAGGCGCUAGGAGGUUUGGGAGCUGUUUGGCAGUGGGAGGAUUCCGGCAUGCGGAUCAGCUGUCCUGGGAGCACGGUCUAUAUGUGGAUUCACAUUUCUGUGGAGAUUUUCAGAAAUAAAGCCAGUGGCAGACUUUUUUGUUACACGAACAUAGAAGAGUGAGCAUAAAGCUGUUGCUUUCUCUACAAUGCUACAAAAGAAAUUCCUUUGGUUUUUAUAUUUUAAGAAAAAAAGCAAGCUGCUUUUAGAUAUGUGGGGGCAAAUUUUUAAUCUUGCAGUAACAUUAAACAGGAAUAUCCAAUUUAAAAGGAUGUAAACGUGAUAAAAUUCCUUUUCAUUGUAAAAUAGUAGUUAAAGAAGUCAAUUUACACAGACCUUUGUAUUUAAUAUGUCUCCCUAUUUGUAUAGAAUUUCAGAUGGGUCUAGAUGAGAACCCUAUGCAUAAGCUUGAAUCUUGAUGAAAGGUUGCUAGGAUCAGGAUGAAAAACUGGGAAAUAUUAAGCUCUUGAAGGUAUUUUUCUGAUACAAUUGAGAUUGAAAAGAGCAAUUUUUUAAAUGCUGUGUUCUCCAGAAGUACAGGGUGGAUUCUCUGACAUCAAUCACUUAAGUUAUGAGUUGCUCCCCAAACAGAUUUUUAAAACAGCAAAAUAAAAGCACUUUAAGAUAUAAUUUCACUGAGUUUGACAUCACAAAAUUCUCUUUUUAAUGCCUGGAGACAUAUUGAAUAAACUGUAGUCUUAAAUCACGUGAUCUGCAAUCCUUUGUUUUUGCUUAAACAGAAUUACUGAAACCCUUGGUAUUGGUUGUAUAUGAAGUUAACCGUUUGAGUUGGUACAUACUGCUUGUGAGUUUCAUAGUAAUUUUAAUGCAGAGAAGGAAUUUGAGAAUUGUUUCUCCUCACCAUGACUAAUUAACACUGAAAAGACAGUCAAGGUUUAAGAUUUAUUUUCCCAGAAAUAAAUAUAAAGCAAUUGAAUAACCAUCUAUUUAGUUGUGUUUCCAAAGUAUAGCACCAUUCAUUCAUUUAUACCAGCUCCCUUUUUGGUGGGGGAGAAAAAUUACACCCACAUAUUUCAUAAAUAUUCUGUACAUUUUGUAUUUUGAAUUGCUCACAUUUUCAGCCCUGUUUUGCCUUUUAGUUACAGGUUCUGCCUUAUUUUCAUCUCACCGUACACAGAACUAGGGAGCUUUAGGAAGUGCCAGGUUUCCACUGUCAGUGAGAUUUGCCAAGUCACAGAGGCUCAGUCAGCCCCCAAGUGCCCAUCUGGCUGCUAUAGCAUUGUGUGGGCACGUGACCAGGCAGAUGGCGUCUCAUUGCUGUGCUCUCGCCAUGGCCCAGUCACUUCAUCGUCUGACAGUGAGGGUUUCUGUGCCUUCAGACUUCAGUUUGUUAUUCUGUGACUUGCUGGAGGCUCGUGAUGGCCUUUGUCAAACACGCUAAGAAGAUGGAAGGGCCAGCACUUAAGAGCAGAACUGUACCCUUAGAGAAACAGACAGAGGCGAGUGGCAAACUUCAGACAGUUCCAAUGUUCUUGCAGUUUGAAAUGUGAUGUUCCAGCAUUGGUUUUGAGUACGUGAAUGCUUCAUGUCCUACUGUUUCCCCUGCCCUCUCCUCACCUUCUCUCCACCCCCAUCCUCACCAAGAGAUUGUGUGGGACAUGACCUUGAAAUGCUGGCGAUGAUCCGUGCUGGGAUGUCAUCGCUGGCCACUGCACUCUCAGGAGCCCAAAAUCAGGAGUGAAAUCGCCACUUCUAGUCCCCUUAUUUCCUAUGGAAACAACGCCUUCCACACCCCAGCACCUGCUGUCCUCACUGUAAAGCUUCAUCAGGAUCGCCCACAGUGUAUAUUGUAUGCUUCGGUUCAUGUUGCUCACAUCGUUGCUGCAGUGACCAUCGUUUUCACUUUGCUGGUAACCACUUGAUUUCUGACAGCUACAGUCAGUGAACCUGCUGAUGACUUUUUUAAAUGUAGUACAACAGUGACAAUUAUGACAGGCUUACCUUGGAAGAGUUGUCAUUUUUACUGCCAAUUUUUUGGAUGAAGAUGUUUUUAUAAACCUUUCAAAAUGGUCUGCAAACAGAGCAGGAAUUGCACAAUUAACUCAACGCUGUGUGUUCUCAAGAAGCUCCCUUAGUGAGGCCGAUCUUAGGAUGGCCGAUUCUGCCCGUUGAAGGCAUCCUGGGAAAGAAAACAAGUGUCCCAGCGGGCAUCUCACCACGACUUCUGCAGUCCUCACACGGUCACUGACAACUACAAUCAGUUUUAGGAACUAGAGCGCUGUAUCAUCAAACUUACCCUGUCCUGCCCCACCUUCCCUGCUAACAUUGAGGUGUGUGCAGUUUACCUUUUGAGCUUGGAACAAGCAGACUGGAAUUUUCCUCUGCUACCUCUUGUGUAUAAAAUCUUGUUUAUAAAAUUUCAAAAGGAAGUAGAUACACUAGGGAAGAACCUCAAUUCAGAAUUUGGUUCAUGUGUGGCAAAGUUCUUAGCUUCUAAGAGUAUAAAAUAAAUUUUUCAAAAACGUAA